Molecule: messenger RNA, 859 nt
Organism: Westerdykella ornata
Lineage: Eukaryota; Fungi; Ascomycota; Dothideomycetes; Pleosporales; Sporormiaceae
Exons: 2
Coding region: 215-763 (182 amino acids)
Source: RefSeq, a predicted model, not a curated record
CAAUUUGUGGGCUCCACAGUCGUCGUGAAAAGUAGCAGCCCGAGCACACAGUACUGCUACGCCAAUACGCCAAUACGCCAAUACGCCAAUACGCCGUCCCUCCAGCUUGGCUGCCCCGCAUCGCUGCUGUCAAGCUACCUGGAGUGUAGGAGGGAAGGGAACCAAUGUGUCUUGUCAAUCGCGGUGCUUCACCUGGGGACGCGGAACGAGGCCAAUGAUGCCCUCUCGGACCCUGCCAAGCUGCGCACCUGGAUUGAUCACUUGCGAAAAUAUAAAGCACGCUGCAAUGUUGCUCACGGAAGCAUUCUGUAAGAGUUUCCGCUCAUCGAAUAGAAUGAGAAAGGGAUCUCCAUCGUAUCGGAUACUCCCAGCGUGUGGAGUGGGUUGGUUUCCACCUGAUUAUCACGUGACUGUCGAUUAUUUUAUCGAGCACCACUGGCACGGCUUUCUCAUUAUCAAUCUGACCGGUGGAGUUAUUAGGUACAAGUCGUUUACCACUUUGCAGAUGAAAAACCUGGCCUCGUUCCCGGAAACUCCCUCUUUGUCAACCAGACUUCCCAGGGUUUUAGAUGGCACACUCCUAAAUCCGUCCCAAGUCAGACUCCUUGCAGAUUUCUUCCAAUGGCUCCGGCAGAAUCAACACGCCUGUCGCACGUUGUCCCGUUCCGGCCCGGAACCGAAACCUAGUAUGUAUUUCCCGGCAUAUGCCAAAAAUACACCGUACAGUGUCCUCUCUAGAAAUAGUCAACUCCUCUCUCUAUAAUUCACCACAUCUCCGCGUCUUCCAUUUACCCCGUCAAGCCAAUCUAACCACCUCGGACCUCUGCACCCUCCCCGUCUGCCUCGCCCAUGGCACAAU